Molecule: messenger RNA, 2377 nt
Organism: Cannabis sativa
Lineage: Eukaryota; Viridiplantae; Streptophyta; Magnoliopsida; Rosales; Cannabaceae
Product: D-3-phosphoglycerate dehydrogenase 1, chloroplastic
Exons: 5
Coding region: 181-2073 (630 amino acids)
Biological process (GO): L-serine biosynthetic process
Molecular function (GO): NAD binding; phosphoglycerate dehydrogenase activity
Source: RefSeq, a predicted model, not a curated record
AAUAUAUUUAUCCACAAAAAUUGUAAACCAUUAUUAUUAUUAUUAUUAUUACACUAUUUUUACUCUUGUAUAUAUACCAACCACUUUUUCUUCAUUCUUUCUUAUUUAUACAAAUCAAAAAAACACAAAGAACAAAAAUUCAUAUUAACAAUCUCAAAUCUUAACCUUCCCAAAACAAAAAUGGCUCUUUCCUCCAAACCCAACAAGAUCUUCUCUUCUUCAUCUUCAUCAUCACCAUCUUUGUUCUUCUCUCAAUCUUCAAAUUCAUCAUCAAAAUCCAAAUCCAAAUCCCUCUCUUUCCUCCACACCUCAUCAAAAUCAAAACCACAACUAAAAACAACCCAAUUCACAAAUACAAAAAUCCAUAGCAUACUCAAAACGACAACACCCACAACCAAAACGACACCCCAAAAAAAAUACCCAGAAGAAAUUUCAUCACCAAAACCCACCAUUUUAGUCUCCGAAAAACUCGGAGAAGCAGGUCUCCGAGUUCUUCGCGAUUUCGGCCACGUGGAAUGCUUGUACGAUCUUUCACCGGACGAUCUCUGCUCGAAGAUCUCAGACUGUGAUGCGUUGAUCGUCCGAAGCGGUACUAAGGUGAGUCGUAGGGUUUUUGAGGCCUCUAAUGGGCGAUUGAAGGUGGUGGGUAGAGCCGGUGUGGGAAUUGAUAAUGUAGAUCUGAGCGCCGCCACUGAGUUUGGGUGUUUGGUUGUUAAUGCUCCGACGGCGAAUACCGUCGCCGCCGCUGAACAUGGGAUUGCUUUGCUUGCCGCCAUGGCUAGGAAUGUUGCUCAGGCUGAUGCUUCCAUUAAAGCUGGAAAAUGGGAAAGAAACAAGUAUGUAGGAGUGUCAAUGGUGGGAAAAACCUUGGCAAUUAUGGGGUUUGGAAAGGUUGGAUCGGAGGUAGCGAGGCGAGCAAAAGGGCUUGGAAUGCACGUGAUUGCGCACGAUCCAUAUGCAGCCGCCGACAGAGCUCGUGGUGUCGGGGUAGAGUUGGUGUCGUUCGACCAAGCCGUUUCAACCGCCGACUUCAUUUCUCUCCACAUGCCUCUCACUCCUACCACAUCUAAACUCUUUAAUGAUGACACUUUUUCUAAAGUGAAAAAGGGUGUUAGGAUUAUUAAUGUUGCAAGAGGUGGUGUUAUUGAUGAAGAGGCUUUGGUUAGAGCCCUUGAUGCUGGAGUUGUUGCUCAGGCUGCACUUGAUGUGUUCACAGAAGAGCCUCCACCUAAGGAUAGUAAGCUAGUGCAACAUGAAAAUGUCAUUGUUACACCUCAUCUUGGAGCUAGUACAAAAGAAGCACAGGAAGGUGUAGCCAUAGAAAUAGCAGAAGCUGUAGUUGGAGCCUUGAAUGGUGAACUAUCUGCAACUGCUGUCAAUGCACCAAUGGUCCCUCCUGAGGUUCUAUCCGAGUUGGCUCCAUAUGUAACAUUAGCUGAGAAGCUUGGGAAAUUAGCUAUGCAACUUGUGGCUGGAGGAAGUGGAAUCAAAUCGGUAAGAGUUAUUUACAAAACAGCUCGAGACCCAGAUGACUUCGACACAAGACUUCUUCGAGCCAUGAUCAUCAAGGGCAUCAUCGAGCCUAUAUCGGCCUCUAUUGUUAAUUUAGUGAACGCAGAUUUCACAGCCAAACAAAAAGGACUAAGAAUAAGCGAAGAGCGAGUCAGGGUUGAUACAUCCCCAGAGUUCCCAGUUGACUCAAUCGAGGUUCGAAUCUCGGGUGUGGAGUCUAGGUUUGCUAGCUCGGUUGUGGAAAAUGGAGAGGUAAAGAUUGAAGGGAAAGUGAAAUACGGUGUGCCUCAUUUGAGGUGUGUUGGGAAUUUCGAUGUGGAUGUUAGCCUCGAAGGUAACCUAAUUUUGUGUAGACAAGUUGACCAACCGGGCAUGAUUGGUCAAGUUGGGAACAUUUUGGCUUCGCAAAAUGUUAAUGUGAGUUUUAUGAGUGUGGGAAGAAUUGCCCUUAAGAGAAAGGCUAUUAUGGCAAUUGGUGUUGAUGAAGAGCCUAAUAAGGAUACCCUUUUGAAAAUUGGACAAGUACCUUCUAUUGAAGAGUUUGUGUUCCUUAAUCUAUAGAAAGAAAGAACAAAAAUUAGGUAUGAAUAUUGGUCUAAAUGGAUGGUUGGAAAUUCCUAAUUAAAUAAAAAGGUUAUUAUAUAGAACUUUGUGUGUCAUAUGUUAUGUAAUAUGUUGUUUUGUAAUCUAUUUUUGGGUGUUGUCUAUUAGUGAUGUUGUUGUAGUAUUUCCCCAAUAGAUAUGGGAGGCUUUUGUGGCUUUUUAUGGCUCUUUUAGUUUUAUCCAAGUUGAGUCAAUGUAACAUGUAAACUUUUGUUGAUUUUUGUCAAGGUUUUGUUGAUUUAUGUAAUUUAUGUUAUGCCUA